UUUUGAAGCUAUAUGAGUUUCUUUCCAUUUUCUGGGAUUGUGAGGUAUCCUAGUAUGACAGAAGAUUGAUGAAUGUGAUUCCAGACUCUGACUUACCCCUUAUAAUUCACUCUAACACUCAAAUUCAUUCUUAAUAUUUUCCAUGGAAUUCCCUCAAUUUUCAUUUUUCUGAAGUAAAUAUAUCUUUCUCCAAUAAUGACUAGUGAAAAUUGUAGCAUGCAGCAGCCAUGCUCUCUAAGUUACUCUGGUGUGGAUCAUGUAAAUGGUAGCAGUCUGAAAACUCCAUCACCAGUCAAGAAUGGUGGAAACAAGCCUAAUGAAGAUGAACUGCAGUACCUGUUUUUGAUACGACGCAUCAUCUCUGAGGGGAAUGAACGCAAAGACCGAACUGGAACUGGUACCAAAUCCAUCUUUGGUGCUCAGAUGAGGUUCUCACUCAGAGAUGGGCAAUUUCCUCUCCUGACCACCAAGAGAGUUUUCUGGCGCGGGAUAGCUGAAGAGCUGCUGUGGUUCAUCCGUGGCAGUACCAAUGCUAGAGAAUUACAAGACAAAAAUGUGCACAUUUGGGAUGGAAACUCCAGCAGAGAGUUCCUCGACAGCCUGGGUUUAACAAGCCGUGAGGAGGGAGACUUGGGUCCAGUUUAUGGUUUCCAGUGGCGACAUUUUGGAGCCAAAUACACGAAUAUGCACGCGGACUACACCGGCCAGGGCGUCGACCAGCUCCUGCAGCUCAUUGAAAGAAUCAAGACAAAUCCCACAGACCGCCGUUUGAUUUUGUCUGCUUGGAACCCAGCUGACAUCCCUGAAAUGGCACUGCCUCCCUGCCAUUGCUUGUGUCAGUUUUACGUUGCCAAUGGCGAGCUGUCUUGUCAGCUGUACCAGCGAUCUGCUGACAUGGGCCUCGGUGUGCCAUUUAACAUCGCCAGCUAUGCUCUGCUCACCUGCAUGAUCGCUCAGGUCACCGGCCUUAAGCCUGGCGAGUUCCUACACACGAUGGGUGACGCGCACGUCUACAUGAACCAUAUAGAGGCCCUGCAAGAACAACUGCUGCGCUCCCCACGCCCUUUUCCCACUCUCGUCCUCAACCCUGACGUGAUGGACAUCGAAAAAUUCUCUAUCGAUGACAUCAAAGUCCUUGACUACAACCCUCAUCCUAAGAUCAGCAUGGAAAUGGCUGUGUAAUAUUAUUUACGUAGUAUCCAUUAUGUAAGUCUUGAAUAUUUCAGCUUUUGUUCAAUUAAUUUUAGUUCAUGUUAUUUUUCCAGAAAAUUUCAUGAAAGUGCUUGUAAAAGAUCUGAAUGUAUCGUGGAGCUCUCUGCUGAUCGGGAUUUAAUUGCCCCUACUAUAAAAGAGAUCUAAUAGUGAUAUUUUCUGGUGUCGCCCGUCAAUAUAUACGACAUACGUACGUGUAUUUUAAAA
Molecule: messenger RNA, 1419 nt
Organism: Hyalella azteca
Lineage: Eukaryota; Metazoa; Arthropoda; Malacostraca; Amphipoda; Hyalellidae
Product: thymidylate synthase-like
Exons: 7
Coding region: 196-1182 (328 amino acids)
Biological process (GO): dTMP biosynthetic process
Cellular component (GO): cytosol; mitochondrion
Molecular function (GO): thymidylate synthase activity
Source: RefSeq, a predicted model, not a curated record